This is a messenger RNA of Panicum virgatum (switchgrass), 1949 nucleotides long. RefSeq names its product protein NRT1/ PTR FAMILY 5.16-like. The coding region runs from base 156 to 1718 and encodes 520 amino acids. The transcript is spliced from 4 exons. Gene Ontology annotation, biological process: transmembrane transport. The record is from RefSeq and is a predicted model, not a curated record. NCBI's taxonomy places the organism in Eukaryota, Viridiplantae, Streptophyta, Magnoliopsida, Poales, Poaceae. Gene Ontology annotation, cellular component: membrane. Gene Ontology annotation, molecular function: transmembrane transporter activity.
UCACCGAAUAAAGAACUGAUGACUGAUCCGAUCUGGACAGAUCGACCACGCCGCAGCAUGUGGGACACUGAAAAAAAAACAUUAAACGCGCUUCCGUCCUGUUCGAGUGUUCGGCGUGUAUCAGGGGAAGACGACUCCACCUCCGGAGGCGGGCAAUGGAGUCCGGCGAGCUCCUGCGCCGACCCGGGCCGUCCCCCGGCUCCAACGACGUCCGGGGCGGCUGGCGCGCGGCGUCCUACCUCGUCGUGGUCGCAUUCUUGGAGCGCCUCGGGUUCUACGGCGUGCAGGGUAACCUGAUCAUGUACCUGACCGGCCCGCUCGGCAUGCCCACGGCGCCCGCGGCCGCCGGCGUGAACGCGUGGGCCGGCACCGUGCAGGUGCUGCCGCUUGUCGGCGCGCUCGCCGCCGACUCGCGCCUCGGGCGGUACCGCGCGGUACUGGCCGCCGGCGUGCUCUAUCUGCUGAGCUUGGGGAUGCUGACGGCCGCCUCCGCGCAGCAAGCAGCGCAGCCUCACCCCGCGAGCUCGCCGCCGUCGACGUCUCCUGCGCACCUCACCUUCAUCUACGUCGCGCUCUACCUUCUGGCGCUGGCGCAGGGCUUCCACAGGCCGUGCGCGGAAGCCCUCGGCGCGGACCAGUUCGCGCUGAGCGACGGCGGCGACCCCAGCUCGCCCGCGUCGCGGAGCUCCUACUUCAACUGGUUCCACUUCUCCAUCUCGUGGGGCUACGCCACGUCCACGACGGCGCUGAGCUACGUGGAGGACAACGCCGGCUGGACCGCCGGGUUCGGCGCGUGCUGGGCCGCGAUGGUGCUCAGCCUAGCCGUCUUCUUGCUCGGCGCACGGACGUAUCGUGCUGAGGAACCCGUCGACGGCAGCCGAUUCGUCGAGACCGUGCGCGCAUGGGCCACGAGGUUCUUCCGUCGUAAGGAUGCCACUAGCACCCAACGACUUCUAGAUCGACAACCCGAGGAGGAUAAAGGAAAAGGAGUCGUCGUGAAGCUGCUCCCAAUAUGGUGCGGUGCCAUGGUCUACUCGGCCGUCACUUCGCAGGUCUACACUCUGUUCACCAAGCAGGGCAGCACGCUGGACCGGCGCGUCGGCACGGGGCUUGUCGUGCCACCCGCGGCGCUCCAGUGCCUGGUCAGCUUCACCUUCAUCGCCGUGCUCCCGGUGUACGACCGGGCCUUCGUGCCCCUGGCGAGGCGCGUCACCGGGCACCACGCCGGCGUCACCACGCUCCAGCGGAUCGGCGCUGGCAUGGCCAUGUCCUGCGCCGCGAUGGGCGUCGCGGCGCUCGUCGAAGGCAGGCGGCUCCGCGUGGCCACGGCCGCGGGCCUGGUGGAUAGGCCGGACGUGGCCGUGCCGAUGAGCCUGUGGUGGGUGGCGCCGCAGUACGUUCUGAUGGGCCUGGCGAUGGCGCUCGCCGACGUCGGCCUGGAGGAGUUCUUCUACGACCAGGUGCCCGACGCGGUCCGCAGCGUCGGCCUCGCGCUGUGCCUGAGCGCCAUGGGGGCAGGGAGCUACGCCAGCGGCAUGCUCGUGUCCGCGGUCGACUGGGCGACCAGGGGCAGCGGGGAGAGCUGGAUCUCCGAUAACCUCAACCGAGCGCACCUCGACUACUUCUACUGGCUCCUGGCGGGGCUCGCCGCUCUAAACGUGGCCGUCUUCUUGUAUUUUUCAAAGCGAUUUGUGUACAGGAGCAAAGGUGAGCUGUGAUGAUAGGUAGCACUGGACCUUGGUGAGCAGAAAUUAUCUGCUUGUGUGCAAAAUGUACAUCAAUGUAGUAAGGGCAUAAAGGAGAAAGGUUGUAGAGCAAAUGCCGUUUGCUAUUGGAUCGAGAUUCCGGCGUUCCAUUUCGAAGCCACCCAAACAGCAUAAAUUUAGAUGUACCAAUGCCAAUUCCAAAUUCUGCAAUAUACAAAAUAUCUACAUCCAAUUGGAGCAUAA